Molecule: messenger RNA, 504 nt
Organism: Eremothecium sinecaudum
Lineage: Eukaryota; Fungi; Ascomycota; Saccharomycetes; Saccharomycetales; Saccharomycetaceae
Gene: RIB4
Product: lumazine synthase RIB4
Exons: 1
Coding region: 1-504 (167 amino acids)
Biological process (GO): riboflavin biosynthetic process
Cellular component (GO): intracellular anatomical structure; riboflavin synthase complex; mitochondrial intermembrane space
Molecular function (GO): 6,7-dimethyl-8-ribityllumazine synthase activity
Source: RefSeq, a predicted model, not a curated record
AUGGCAAUUAAGGGAGUAGGUGCACCAGAUCAGGUCUAUGAUGGCAAUGGAUUACGAGUUGCUAUAGUUCAUGCCCGUUGGAAUGCAAAGAUUAUAGACGCGCUUGUUACCGGCGCAGUAGGAAGACUGAAAGAAUUAGGCGUUCUUGAUGAAUCUAUAGAGAUUAUAUCAGUACCAGGAUCCUAUGAAAUACCUCUUGCAGUUCAGAAAACUCUAGCUUCUCAGCGUUUUGAUGUUGUUAUUGCUAUUGGUGUUUUAAUUAAGGGUAGUACUGUGCACUUUGAAUAUAUCGCAGAAUCCGUAACCCGUUCAUUGAUGCAAAUACAACUCAAAGAGAAUAAACCAGUAAUAUAUGGGAUAUUAACAUGUUUGACUGAACUACAGGCUUUGGAAAGAGCUGGUUUGGACGAAGCUAAAGCAAUGCACAAUCACGGAAUUGAUUGGGCUUCAGCUGCAGUAGAAAUGGGCUGUAAGUUUGGUGACAAAGCUACGACCUCUAGCUAA